This is a messenger RNA of Punctularia strigosozonata HHB-11173 SS5, 1005 nucleotides long. RefSeq lists its product as uncharacterized. The annotation marks the transcript as partial. The transcript is spliced from 2 exons. NCBI's taxonomy places the organism in Eukaryota, Fungi, Basidiomycota, Agaricomycetes, Corticiales, Punctulariaceae. The record is from RefSeq and is a predicted model, not a curated record.
AUGCGGCCAUCCGCUCGUCUACGCCAAUCGCCCGAUCUGCCGUCGACCGCCACCACCCCGGCGCUCAGACGCAUAAAACCACUCAUGAUCUCAAAGUCAAAUAAUGUCCCCGCGGUCUCAUCGCCGUCAUCAAACGACUCGAAUGCGCUCACGUUUCCCCCGCCGCAUGUCGUAUUGCAUCCCGACGACGCGUCAAAUAAGGUCUUCUUAGCGAUCGGCCGUUCUCUGCUCGCGGUGAACAAUAAGGCCGUUACCAUCAAAGAACUCGCGGAAAUGACCCUCAAGAACGGAUUGCAUUGCCAGAAGUGCGUGCAUAUAUCACCUAACCCUAUCUUAGGAGCUUACCCGUCCUUCCUGUAUGCAGCGUGUCCGCCGCGUCCCAGGCUAUCACCACCUUCAUCCGCGCGCACAUGCAUCGAUGUGAUGUCGAGCAAGAUCAUCCCCUUGCUCCUCCGCCACGUGCUGUCGGGCACACCCUCGGACGACGACCUCCUCCCCGCCCUCCACUCGCGCUCGGGCGGCGCGCACUGCAAUCCGCCCACCGGCGACAACCGGCUCACCAACUUUCGCAAGGGCACCAUGGUUUGGUACCUCAGCAAGGCCGCCGGCGCGCCGUGCCCCUUCAGCCGCGCCGGGAUCAGGCUGUGCGACUACGGCGAGAACGGGAAGGUGGGGUAUAUGCCGACGACGGACAGGGAGAAGAGGGAGAGGGACCGUGCUAGACGGGCGGCGAACCGGGGGCUGAAGAGGAAGAGGCUACCCAGAGCGUGCGCGGACAAGAGCGCGGCGUCGGAUUCGGGCUCGGACGCGGAGAAACCGCCGCCGAAGGUGAAGCUGACGCUGCGCCUCAAGCCGAGCCUCAUCCGGGCGAGCUUGUCGCCUUCGACGCCGUCGCCGUCUUCCGUGUCGCCGACCGCGUCUGCUACUCGAUCAAGAGAAAUCGUCGACUUGUCCAAGAUGUCCGACUCGGACUCCGACUCGGAUGAUUCUGACGAUUCUGGGGAU